AUGCCAUCGCAAAUUAAGACUGAAACCACAGCCAACGCCCAUCAAGCGACCAGCAACAUCGGUCGACUUGACUUGCGAGGUGGAGACGAUGGACCAAGAUAUCCUCAAUAUCUUCCUUCAGUAGGACAUGCUACUUUCCCAGACUGGGAAGAAAUCAACUAUGUCGACCCUGGUACAAGAGGUACAUCUGAUAAGAAGCAUCUCUUUCUACCCGGCUCGAAACAUAAGGCUAUCACGCCCAGAAUCGGUGAAGAAAUCAGGGGUGUUCAACUCUCUCAAUUGACCAAAGAGGGCUUGGAUGAUCUCGCUUUGCUGGCUGCUGAGAGAGGUGUAGUCAUCUUCCGUGAUCAAGAUUUUAAGGAUAUCGGCGUGGAGAAACAACUGGAGACUGCCAGGCAUUUCGGUAGACUUCACAUCCAUCCUACCAUGCCUUACCCAAAAGGUAUCCCAGAGAUGCACGUCGUAUACAAAGAUCCGGCAGCUGCCAAUCGGUUCAGCGCUAUCAAGCCAUCGGACUUGCAGUCUGUCAGCUCUGUCGUCUGGCACUCUGACCACACAGCAGAACAGCAGCCACCUGGAUACACUUUCUUCGUUGCCCUUGAAGUGCCAGAGACUGGUGGUGAUACUCUCUUUGUCUCAGCCACUGAGGCAUACAAACAGCUAUCUGAUGGAUACAAACAAACACUUGAGGGUCUAAAGAUCGUUCAUGAUAACACAAGCAUGAUCGAGUACGCCAAAUCCAAGGGAUUGCCCGCGAGGUUCAGCCCUCAGAAGAGAUCUCACCCUCUUAUCCGAACGCAUCCUGCCACAGGUGAAAAGAUCCUUUGGGCGAUCGGUGCCGGUGAAGGAAACGGUAUGCCAAGGUACAUCGAAGGAUUCAAAAAAGAAGAAUCCGACUCUACACUUCGAUUGUUGAAUGAUGUAUUGCAACGAAGUGGUGACAUCCAGAUGAGAGCCACUUACGAACCUGGCACAGUUGUCAUCUGGGACAACCGAGCUGUUGGACACACCCCUGUACAUGAUCACAAGGGCGAAAGACGUCACUUUGUUAGAAUCUCUGCCAUGGCUGAGACUCCUUACUAG
Molecule: messenger RNA, 1083 nt
Organism: Kwoniella botswanensis
Lineage: Eukaryota; Fungi; Basidiomycota; Tremellomycetes; Tremellales; Cryptococcaceae
Exons: 11
Coding region: 1-1083 (360 amino acids)
Cellular component (GO): cytoplasm
Molecular function (GO): 2-oxoglutarate-dependent dioxygenase activity
Source: RefSeq, a predicted model, not a curated record